Messenger RNA from Magnolia sinica, 2115 nucleotides. RefSeq names its product dihydrolipoyllysine-residue acetyltransferase component 1 of pyruvate dehydrogenase complex, mitochondrial. The coding region runs from base 154 to 1728 and encodes 524 amino acids. Gene Ontology annotation, biological process: pyruvate decarboxylation to acetyl-CoA. Gene Ontology annotation, molecular function: acyltransferase activity. NCBI's taxonomy places the organism in Eukaryota, Viridiplantae, Streptophyta, Magnoliopsida, Magnoliales, Magnoliaceae. Gene Ontology annotation, cellular component: pyruvate dehydrogenase complex; mitochondrion. The record is from RefSeq and is a predicted model, not a curated record. The transcript has 19 exons.
CAGAGUAUCAAAAUAACUCCCCGUUCCAAAACCCAGUCUCUCCCUCUCUUCCUCUGGCCUCUACGAAACGAAAUCAACGGCAACAGCAACAGCAACAGCCGCAUCACAUCGUCAGAUCUCUCAGAGAGAGAAAGAGAGAGAGAGAGAGAGAGAAUGGCGGCCCUUUCUUCACGCCUCCGUCAUCUCGUCGCCUCUCGCACCUGCCCUUCUUCCUUGUUCCAGAUUCGGCAUCUUACCAGCAGAACCUUCGGAUCUCUCACGCGCUUGGCCAAUGCACAAAAUUCUUUAGUGGAGACCAUUGGUAAUGGAGUUGUGUUCAGGCCGUCGCCAGUAUCUUUGGUCAGUGGAUUUCCUGGAAGUCGUUCACUGGACAAGUUACAAGUUGGCGUCCGAUGUUUCUCAUCUGCCGCAGAAGUUCCUCCACACAUUGUUCUUGAAAUGCCGGCAUUGUCACCAACAAUGAAUCAAGGUAACAUUGCAAAAUGGAGGAAGAAAGAAGGGGAUAAGAUAGAAGUGGGUGAUGUGAUAUGCGAGAUAGAAACAGACAAAGCAACACUUGAAUUUGAAUGUCUUGAAGAGGGGUACUUGGCAAAGAUACUAGCACCUGAAGGUUCAAAGGAUGUGCUUGUUGGUCAACCUAUUGCCAUAACGGUUGAGGAUCCAGAUGAUAUUAAAAAAGUUCCAUCAACCAUAUCUACUAAAUCCAGUGGUUUGGAGGCCAAGGAAGCCAAAUCAACUCAAGGUCAUGUGGAAAAUGAAGGGAUGGCCCAGAAAAAAAGUUUCAGUAGAAUCAGUCCAUCAGCAAAGUUGUUGAUUACAGAAUUUGGAUUGGAUGCAUCUUCACUCACUGCAUCAGGCCCUCGUGGUACUCUUUUGAAGGGUGAUGUUUUAGCAGCAAUAAAGUCUGGGACAGGAUCUUCAAGAACUGUGGAUUCUUCUCAAGGGAAGACAUCUGCUUCAGCUCAAGCUUCACAGAAAACUGUUCAUACUCCGGCUUCAGAGUCAAGGUCUUCUUCACAGCCUGCCAAUACUCAUGAAGAUCUGCCGAACAGUCAAAUCCGCAAGGUGAUAGCAAAACGGUUGUUGGAAUCAAAACAAAGCACACCACAUUUUUAUUUGUCUUCAGAUGUUAUACUGGAUCCUCUACUUUCUUUCAGAAAGGAACUGAAAGAGCAGCAUGACGUUAAAGUUUCAGUAAAUGACAUUGUCAUCAAAGCUGUUGCACUAGCUCUGAGAAAUGUCCCUGAAGCAAAUGCUUACUGGAAUGAUGAGAAAGGAGAGGCCACCUUGUGCGAUUCUGUCGAUAUAUCAGUUGCAGUGGCUACUGAAAAGGGCUUGAUGACUCCGAUUGUAAGGAAUGCAGAUCAAAAGACUUUGUCAGCAAUCUCCUUGGAGGUAAAGGCAUUGGCUGAAAAGGCACGAUCUGGGAAGCUUACUCCUAAUGAGUUUCAAGGUGGUACAUUCAGCAUUUCAAAUCUGGGAAUGUAUCCUGUGGACAAUUUUUGUGCAAUUAUAAAUCCCCCACAGGCCUGCAUUUUGGCUGUAGGUAGAGGUAACAAGGUUGUCGAACCUAUGGCCGGCAUUGAUGGGGCAGAGAAACCUACGGUUGUCACGAAAAUGAACUUGACCUUAUCUGCUGACAAUCGCGUUUUUGAUGCCAGCAUAGGAGGUAGGUUCCUCUUGGCCUUGUCUUUGAACUUCAGUGACAUUCGGAGACUUUUCUUAUGAAAAAACAACGGUAGUUUUGAGCUCAUGAAUCAAUGAAUGACACAUAACGGAUCUUCAUAACAGGCCUUCUAAUGCAGAAGGACAUCUGUUUUGUCUCAUCUGAGUUGUUUGAGGGCAUCCAGCCCCAUUUGAUUUGCUUUUCUUUUCCUGUUUCUAUUAACAGAAUUUUGUUUUCAAUUUAAGGCCCAGCUGAACUUGAAUGGGCUAUUGAAGUAUCCCAAAAUGUCAAUUAUAUAGCUGGGGUUUCUUGUACGUAAAACUAAGAUUCCCCUUUUGGGGGGUCCAUGUUAUGUGUUUUUUUUAUUUUUUAUUUUUUCUCAAGGAUUGCGAGGGCAUGCUAUAAAAUGGUUCUUUUAUAUACAUAAAUAUAAAUCUACAUAUGGUGAA